ACGCCCUUUGUAAAAUAUGAUGCUGUCAAAAGCGAUACAUUCAAGUAAUUCAGUUUUCACUAUAGUUCAAUUUGAAAAAAAAACAUUGAUUCCAUAUAGUGUUUGGACUUUUGCUGGUUUUGAACUAAAAUAUUCAAUGUUUUCCACGGCUGGUUAGAGAAAGCAGCAAUGUAUGGUCGACCAGGUAGUGGUAGAGGACAGAAUGGAGCACACUGUCCGUCUGGUGGUGCUUCAAAUUCAAUGAUGGUUGCCAUCACACCUACUGGAGUUGGGCUUGUGCCUCCAAUGAAAAAUUAUCAAACCACGGCGUCGGCGCCUCCCGUUGGUGCCAUGUUAGAAGGCGAAUGGAGUUCGUUGAAUCCAAAUUUGUAUCAGAACAUGUCUAACGAUCAAGUCGAUUGGGCUGCUUUGGCACAGCAAUGGAUCCAAAUGAAAGAGACGCUUCCGGCAGAUAUGGUUCCGCCAGCGCCCCCUCCACCAAUCAUAUCGGAUCACUAUGCUUCGAAUAGUAGAGAAUCUUCGUCCGAUGGUAUGCGCCUGGGAACGAUAGACGAACAAGGGGAAGCUCCCAUGGAAGUUGAAAAGGAAGAGGAACAAACUUCUAUGGGUCAUCAACAGCAGCAGAGCAGCAUUUGGAACAACGAAGCAGUCCCUUGGCAAUUUCCGAAUCAUUCGGAGUGGCGCAAUCCAGCAUGGGAUACCAACUGGUCAUCGGGUCAGUCAAAUAAAUCGACUAUUUCGACGAAUGAGACCGAAUCUGUGACAUCCUCGGUCAAUCCAAAUGCUUCGAUUGCGGUUGCGAACUGGCAAGCAAAGAUGGCUCGCAUAUACAAACUUGGUGAAUCCAAUCACACUGAAACGAUUGUUGGAACCGUGCAGCCGACCAGCCAGAAACCCGCACAGCAUCAUGAUGUCUCCAAACGAAUUCCUGGUUUGAUGGAUCAGGUUAUCAAGCUAGAUCGGGAACCAGUUGAGCAAAGCGAGCAAUGUGAAGACACAACGGAAACUAUUAAUGACGCUAAGCGAAAGCUGCUUCCGGCUUGGAUACGGGAAGGGCUGGAGAAAAUGGAAAGGGAGAAACUGCGACAGGUCGAAAAGGAGAAGGAGCAGCGUUUGCGUGAAGAAAUGCUAGAACAGAGACGGCAGGCUGAGCUGGAAGUUCUGAGCGAAAUUGAGAAUGCGAAAAAGAAAAGCAAAUUUGAUUCAGAUUCCGAGGAUGAGGAGGAUGUCAAUGAAGGGGAGAAUGUAGACAAUGUAAUGAUAAAGCGAGAACCUAGUCCGGUACAGACGCGGUCGCGCGAGGAGAUUAUGCAGGAACUGAUGAUUGCUGUUCGUAAAAAUCUAACAGAUAUUUUGCUUGAGGUGACCAACGAAGAAAUUGCCUCCGUUGCGAAAGAAACCCUUGCCAAAACUAAACGAAAAGCACCAACAGCUCAAGCGCUUCGAAAGACCGGUCUCGCGACACUCACAGGUGGACUUGGUCUCGGAAUAUAUGAAGACAGCGAUGAUGAAGACAACAGUGCAUCAGAUAAUGACAGGAAUGACGAAGUGAACAGUGAAAAUGAAGAGGAAACAGAACGCCUACUACGGAACGCUGUGAAACAGCGUCAAAAAGAAUUUGAAUGGACAGCUCGUGAAAUUGAAGAUCAAUUGGCUCAGGAAGAAGCUCGGGAGGAGCGUAAGCGCCGGGAAUACGAACAAAGUACACGUCAGAAGCUACAUCAACAGCAGGAUUCGCAACAACAGAAGCAUGAUAGCGAAGAUGAGGACGAAUUUUCUGCUGGCAAUAGUCGAGCUGGUUUGGGCCAUUCACAAACAUCCGUGGGUAACUUACAUGGGGGUAAAUUUGGACCACGAGACGGUGAGACCCAGCCUGUAAAUGAUAAUAUAUAUGCCUAUAAGCUCGGAAAGACCCGUGACAAAAGAAUAUCGAGAUUCAGCGAUCCAAAAGACACUGUUCGUCAGACGCACAUCACACAUGUUGCGAUCGUUAAUCACAGGCCGGGGGAAAUUGUUCAACCCGUGUCAAUGCCGAGAAUGGCCCAGUCCGCUAAUCAAAUGCCACCAGGUUCGAGCGGGGUUUCGCCUCCGGUAGUAAGUCCAACGGCGACCCCGCUUUUUCCGGCGGCCAUUGCAGCCGCGAUGCAUUUAGAAAACUAUCGUCGCGGAAACAGUGUUUCGUCGGAAACACCGUCAACUGCUUCCAGCAGACGGGCCUCGUCUUCACACCGAAGUAGUCGCGAAAGAAAUAGUAGUAGCAAAUCUUCCCAUAGAUUACAUAAAAGCAAAAAACACAAACGAUCGCGGCAUAGCCGUAGUGACGAUGAAAAUUACGACUAUGCUGGCGAACAAGACGAUGAACGUUAUUCCCAUCACUCGAGAAGAUCACGCAGUUCCGAAAGAAGUGCUGGUUAUUCGCGCCGACGACGGUCCUAUUCGCGUGACUCGCGAGAUGACGAUCGUGACCGAAAAUAUUCAUACCGAUCAAGAGACCGGUCUCGUUCUCGUUCACGUGAUCGUCAUAAAUCAUCGAAACGAAUUAGAAGUCGGUCUCGCUCGUCUUCGAAGCGGAGGUAUUAGACGAUCUUACAUCUUUGGAUCACUCUGAAAAUAUUCGAUUUGGUUGAUGUUAAAUUAUUUAAUCUUAGAUUUGUGAACUUUAUUAGGCAAGGUUUCGACAGAAGUGGAAUUUGUACAGAUUUUGUGUUUAGCGAGCAAUAUAGUUUUAUAUAUGUGUUACCUUGUAUUGCCUUAGCUGCAUCGAAGCCAUGAACAUAGUUUGUUUACAGGUACUCCGAACACUUUUGCAUCAACCCUUCUGGAAUAUAAUCGAUACUGUAAAUACAUAAGUCUUUUGAGCAACGCGGCUGAAAUUUGGAUAUAGUAUUGGGGCUAAUAUUGGAACAUUAAAAUCAAACGAAAUUCAUUUAUAGCGUACGAGCUAGUUGUUUGGAAAAUGAUAACCAAACCUUCGUGGUAUAGUUUAUUGAUGAAUCCGCAGUGAUUGAAGACGAAAAAAUAAUAAUACAUGAAAUGAAGUAUUUUCAAUACCUAAGUGAACAACAAGUUACAUUACGUUGUAACGAAUUAAAAGCAGGUUGGAAUGAAAUAGUUUAUUCUGUUCAAAACCCACACGCAUCCUCCUCGAGCUGAAAGUAGAGUAUUGAACACAUGGCAACUACAAUAAAUAUCGCUCUUUCCCUUAAA
Toxorhynchites rutilus septentrionalis is the source of this 3207-nucleotide messenger RNA. Its product is annotated as arginine/serine-rich protein PNISR. Gene Ontology annotation, cellular component: nuclear speck; presynaptic active zone. Bases 169 to 2580 code for a protein of 803 amino acids. The transcript is spliced from 7 exons. The record is from RefSeq and is a predicted model, not a curated record. Gene Ontology annotation, molecular function: RNA binding. Lineage: Eukaryota; Metazoa; Arthropoda; Insecta; Diptera; Culicidae.